This is a messenger RNA of Menidia menidia (Atlantic silverside), 5512 nucleotides long. The record is from the annotation of a GenBank genome assembly. Lineage: Eukaryota; Metazoa; Chordata; Actinopteri; Atheriniformes; Atherinopsidae.
GGGAAUAUGCGUAGCUCUGUGCGCAUGUUUGAAGCCCUUGAACCCCAAGAUGACAUCAAGGCGGAAGUGUCAUGGCGCCGUGCAUCGUUGUCAUGCGCUGUCAGAAACUCGCACAUCAUACUUCAUAAUGACUCUCAGGCUGUGAAUUAUUAUCCGAUAAGGACCUCAGGGGAACAAUAAAGAUGGCAGACUCAGGUGACCCACAUGGUCAGCGGGCUCCAGCUCCAGGGGCCAGCAGCAACACUGGUCUGCUGGCAGGCCGCCGGCCAGCAGCCGGCAUCUCUGCUGGUCGUCUCCCCUCCAUGCGCUCAAGAGACCUCACCCUGGGAGGAGUGAAGAAGAAAACCUUCACACCCAACAUCAUUGGCCGAAAAGUAAAGGAAGAGCCAAAAGUGGAAGGUGGGCAGAGGCGAGAGCGGAGAGAUGCAGAGCGAGGCCGGGGCCCGAGGGAGCGAGGCCGGGGCCGCGGCCGCGCAGAGAUCAUCCAGUCCCACUCCAUCUUUGAGCAAGGCCCGGCAGAGAUGAUGACCAAAAGAAAAGUGAAUCCCAUCAUCUUAAACGCAGGUGGCUACGAGGGCGAGCGGGAUGCUCCGAGCGCCGGACCCUCGCCCAUCAUCAACAUCAAGAAGGAGAAGAGGGAGACGGAAGAGGAGACCAAGGAGAUCCUGCGUAACCUGGAGAGAGACAACUUCAUCGAUGACCCGUUCCUGAGGAGUGAGCAGAGGAGCUGCCCCGUGCAGCUCCCGCUGGCCGUGUCCGGAUGGGGAUUCAAGGAGGAGUUCAGCAAUGCUGCGCCUAAAGUUGAGAAGACAGAGGAAGAUGGUGAAGGCCCAGAAGCUGCAGUUAAAGUCAAACAGGAGCCAGAGGAGGUGGAAAUAAAGAAGCCCGAGGCCGCCUUCCGGCCUCCUCCGCUCCCAGAGCCCGACGUUCUCCCCGAGCUCCUGAAGCGAUGGAGUCUGAGUAAAGAGGAGGAGCUGUUUUUCAUCCAGCUGCCCGACUCGCUGCCCGGCCAGCCUCCCACCAUAGAGCACCGGCCAGUGAAGACGGAGGUGAAGUCGGAGGACGGACAGUCUGUGCUCCUGAAAAAGGAGACAGAGGACGAGGAAGCCGAAGACAACAGCUGCAGUUUGAAAGAUAUACGGGAGGGUUUAAUGGGAAAGAUGCUGGUGCGGAAGUCUGGACGUGUCCAGCUCAUACUGGGACAAGUCACACUGGACGUGGCUCUGGGAACAUCUUGCUCUUUCCUUCAGGAGCUGAUCUCAAUCAAUACAGAGGGAAAAACGGGCAGCUUAACUGUAUUAGGGAAUGUCCAACACAAGAUGGUUUGUUCCCCAGACUUUGAGUCUCUGCUGGAGAAGAGGUCUUGAUGUUGGCUGGACGAGGAGGCUUUAGCUGUCUCUGACCGAUGGUUGCACUUAUGACCACGCUGACAUAUUAACUGUAUGAACUUAUGCUUUAGAUACUAACACCUCAAAGAAAUAUCAUGGUAAUUUAUUGUCCUUUUUAUUUUCAGAGUAGCCGAAUAUGAAUAUGUCUAUAUACACUAGUUUGAAAUACGAAACACAUUGCAGGUUUAUUGGUACCAUGAAUUUAUGGUUCAUGGCUUGAAGGCAGUGCCAAGUUUGUUUCGAAAUGACAAGCUCGCAUCCAAGAUUACUUGAAACAAAAUGUACAUUAAUGUAAAUGUGUGAAUAAAUAGGUUGUUGUUAAUUCAGCAUGCCAGAUCUUUUCAAAAGGCUGGUUCACUUGAAAAACGAAAAGCAAAAACGUAUUUCCAUUAGUUCUUCUCAUUUAUUUUCAGUACGUGGUUCAAACUAUGCAGAAACUCUUGGAUUUACUGUGUUUACAUGUGAGAUAUCCAUUAUCAGUUUUUUUUGUUUUUGUUUAUGUGAACUGGGACAAUGAACAAUUCUGUUGGAUAAAUAAAGAAAUGUUGCAUAAUUUAAUAUUUUCAUUUAGUAAAUUUGUCAGCAACUUUGAUUUUGUAAAAGUGUGCUUUCAUAAGCACAUUUGAAUAAGCAAAAGACAGAUAAUGUCCUACUGAACACGUCAACAGCAGAUUAAAACAUGCAUUAUUUUUUUAUGUCGAAACUGGAAAAGAAAGUACAGUCCGACAGGGGGGAAAAAGGAAGCUAACUUUUACCCAGUAAAGCUUAGCUACGUUGAUUCGUUUCUGAAAAUGAGCUAUUUUAGAACUAUUUAAAAUCGACUGCAUUGUGUCACUUAGGCCACCAGGUGUCAGUACAGGUCUGACUUCUCUUUUUUGUACGGGAUUUGGCCACGGCUACUUGUUCCUAAUACGUAGGCUGCGAGCUCGAGACCGCCCGUAGCGCGCUCGUGCUGUCCGGCGGGUGGAGUUUGGCUACAGUCCGCGAGACAAAGACAAAAGUGAUGGACGGGCGAAAGCCGACGCCGGACUUCCAGUAACUGCAGAUAUCUGUGCCACGGAGCUGGGAAGCCCCCGGACCUCCAGGCCAAAGGACCACCUGCUGUUUCCAGUUGUUUUUGUUUUUACAUCUCUGUCACCAGUGGGGCUCUCCUCCCAAUAGCAAAGGACAUCUGUACCAAGGACAGACUGUUUUUUUCUUCUAAACUCCGCCUCCCUUUUUACUGGAUUUAUACAUGCUCCAGUUCAUGGUGAAACUAAUUAAAUUAACAGAUAAUGCCCAACAGGGCAAAUUCAAGAUGAUAGCUUGUACUUCUAGUUUGUCUCCAUUCAGUGGAAGGAGAAACUCGAUUCCCUAGUUAUCUGGAUGAAGGCUACUUUGUGACAAGAUAAGGGCCACUUGAGGCCAGGAGGUGGAGUCGUGUGCCUCCUCUCACAUCUUCUCGACCCAGAGAUUCAGCAACUUGACAAUUUGAAUUGCUCUUUCGUUGGACAAUGGAGCUCUUCUUCAACCCAUUUGACAACCUGGUGUGCAUCCUCCUGGGCAUCUCCUUCACCGUGUGGUUCACCCUGCUGCUGGUCUUCAUCAUUGUGCCUGCCAUUUUUGGGGUGUCAUUUGGCAUCCGGCGUCUGUAUAUGAAAACACUGCUAAAGAUCUUUGGGUGGGCCACGCUCAGGAUAGAGAGAGGGGCCAAAGAAAAGAAUCACCACCUGUACAAACCUUACUCGAAUGCUAUCAUUGCAAAGGAGCCCACCUCCUUGGAGGAGGAGAUCAAGGAGAUCCGGCGGAGUGGCAGCAAUAAAGACCUGGACUCGGCCCCUGAGUUUGAGAUGUCUGACAUUUUCUAUUUUGCUCGACGAGGAGUGGAGAGCAUCAUGGAUGAUGAGGUGACAAAGAGGUUUUCUGCUGAGGAGUUGGAGUCCUGGAAUCUGCUGACCCGCAGCAACUACAACUUUCACUAUAUCAGCCUGAGGCUGACUGUCCUAUGGGGGCUGGGCCUCCUGAUCCGAUAUGGCUUCCUGCUGCCUCUCAGGGUGACCCUUGCCUUUACUGGUGUAGGUCUCCUUGUUUUCCUCACUUCUAUCAUUGGGCUGCUGCCAAACGGAGGGAUGAAAAAUUUCCUGAGCGAGAAAGUACAUCUGAUGUGCUACAGAAUAUGUGUCAGAGCUCUGACUGCCAUCAUAACCUACCAUGACAGUGAAAACAGACCCAAGAAUGGAGGCAUCUGCGUCGCCAACCACACAUCACCGAUCGAUGUCAUCAUUCUGGCCAGUGACGGCUGCUACGCCAUGGUUGGCCAGAUUCAUGGUGGCUUAAUGGGGGUCAUUCAGCGGUCUAUGGUGAAGGCCUGCCCACACAUUUGGUUUGAGCGCUCAGAAGUAAAAGACAGACAUCUAGUGGCCAAAAGAUUGAGUGACCAUGUAGAAGACAAAUCCAAACUCCCCAUUCUCAUUUUCCCAGAAGGGACCUGCAUAAACAAUACUUCGGUUAUGAUGUUUAAGAAGGGGAGUUUUGAGAUCGGGGCCACAGUCUACCCUGUGGCCAUUAAGUACGAUCCCCGAUUUGGUGACGCUUUCUGGAACAGCAGUAAGUUUGGAAUGGUCAACUACCUUUUACACAUGAUGAGCAGCUGGGCCAUCGUCUGCAGCGUGUGGUACCUUCCUCCCAUGUCCAGAGAGGAAGGAGAGGAUGCUGUUCAAUUUGCCAAUCGUGUCAAAGCAGCCAUAGCCAGGCAAGGUGGACUGGUUGAUCUCUUGUGGGAUGGAGGAUUGAAACGAGGAAAGGUAAAAGAUACCUUCAAAGAGGAGCAGCAGAAGCUGUACAGUAAAAUGUUGGUGGGUACCCAGGAGGACCGCAGCCGGUCCUGAAACUCUUUUAUGGAAAUGGACUUGCCCAAAGACCCACCAGAUCAUGGCUGACUACACGGCCGGUCAGAAGUGGUCCCUCACUACUGGAGCAGCUGGACUGGAAAUUUUCUCCCUGAUGUCAACUGUUCUCCAUUUGGCUUUCUCGAUCACUGUCUCAGCAUGUUAAGUUGCAUUGCUGUUGGAAUAGCUUGACUGGAGCCCUGCUUACAUUAGAAAUAAGAGGGCGUGGGCACAGAAAGUCUUCCUUGGUCGCUGUCCUUUGAGGGGAAAACGUGUGGUCAUCUCUUCUUUGAGUUACUGUCUGUGUUUGAUAGUUGCAAUUUUAAUUUUUAACACUCAUAUUUGUAUCACAGUAUUUUUAAGUUACACACCAUCUUAAACCCAAAAUAUACAGGGAGAGUUAUUGUAGAUCAAAUCCAAGUUGUUUUAAAUCUAAAAUAUAUGGCUGAGUUUGGGUUUUUCAUGGCUGGCUAGCAGCUACAUUACAAGGCAAAAUGCCAGAGGUGGUACAUUUCAGAUAUUUUUAUGGGCUUUUUCCAAGAGAAAAACUAUCCUGUCUUUUAAGAAUUGUGUUUUGCAUUAAGACUUGUGUCAACAUUGGGUCACAAUAGGAAUUGUACUGCAGAUGAGUUCUUGAUGAGCUGUUUAUUUCUGCUUUCCAUGGAAUGUGUAAUCCUUCACAUUAUGAUGUGGAAACUGUUCACCAGCAGUUACCGAUGGGAGGCUUUUAUGCAAAACCCCUCUUCAAAUCAAUAAUAUAAUGCACACCUGGAGUAAAGCUUUUUAAAGUCUUUUGAUGAGGCAUCUCAGUGGUAUGCUCUUAGGCCUACUGAGCACAGGUAACGGCGUAGGAUUAAGUUAAUCACAGCUGGUCUCCUGCCUGAAACAUAGUUAUAAACUCAUGUUUUUCAUCCAAAUCUACUUCCAAUCAGACAAGUUUCUAUUGGCUUCCUUGCUUGUGCAGUUACCAUUCUGCCUAAUUUAUUUUAGAUUCAACAAAAUGCUAUUUCCUUUAUGUCCCCUCAUUAACCCCCCCCCACUCCUACUCAGCUUCAAAAUGUCUCAAGGAGAAGCUGUAGCUGUAGUUUGGAGCCUGCAAUCGGCUGGAGGCGACGCAGUGGACAGCCCAGAGGCCCUUAGCUCACUCAUGAGGUGUUCACAGGGCUCUUCAUCUAGAUUGUGUCCAAACAGUUCAACAAUAAAUGUUCAAGAAUGUGAUUCUACUUUUGACUUCUGGAUGUUUUUUAUGUUUUUUUU